Engraulis encrasicolus (European anchovy) is the source of this 516-nucleotide messenger RNA. It is a transcript of the gene rgs8, whose product is annotated as regulator of G protein signaling 8. The record is from RefSeq and is a predicted model, not a curated record. Lineage: Eukaryota; Metazoa; Chordata; Actinopteri; Clupeiformes; Engraulidae. The coding region runs from base 1 to 516 and encodes 171 amino acids. The transcript has 4 exons.
AUGAAAACCAGGCUAGGCUGCCUCUCCAACAAGUCCGACUCCUACAAUGAUUUCUCAGAGUUCCUGCCACCUGCCCAGGCGAAGUGCGUAAAGUUAUCAACAGAGGAAGUCAAACAUUGGGCGGAUUCGUUUGACGUCCUUCUAUCCCACAAAUAUGGCUUGACUGCCUUCAGGGCUUUCCUUAAAACGGAGUUCAGUGAUGAGAACAUUGAAUUCUGGAUGGCGUGCGAGGACUACAAGAAGAUCAAAACACCUGCUAAACUAUCAUCAAAAGCUGAGAAGAUUUACAAGGAGUUCAUUGAUAUUCAAGCACCUAGGGAGAUAAAUAUUGACCACACGACCAGAGAAGAGACCAAGAAAAGUCUUGAACAACCAACUCCUGCCAGCCUGAAUUUGGUGCAAGCCAGAGUGUACAGUCUGAUGGAGAAAGACUCCUAUCCUCGUUUUUUACGAUCCAAAUUUUAUCAGGAUUUGCUCAACAAAACUCAUACACACUGCCAAAGAAAGUCGGUUUGA